CUUGCUUAAUUCUCGUGUUUAUCCAUUGGCUUGGAUGAACAUAGCUGCCACGUGCUAAGGUGCUGCCCUUAUAACCGGACCUCAUGAUUUCCGGGUUUCGCCCGGUUCCGGGCCGUUAUUCGGGAAUCAGUCGAGCACACUUUGGCAUUGCUCGAUUCCAUAGAACAUCAAAAUGCGCCUUUCAUGUGGAUGGUAGAAGUCGGAUCUCCAACUUCUGGAUUCCAACCGGAGGCAUUUCCAAAAAGCCCGUCCAGGGCGAAAAAGAGGAUGCCAAUGACCUCUUGGUUCGGGGUGGCUUUUUGCGACAGGCGUACUCGGGUAUCUUCCAUAUGUUGCCUCUGGGCCUGCGUGUGCAAGAUAAGCUAGAGCGUCUCAUUGAUAAGCACAUGCGAUCACUUGGUGCCUCUAAAGUGUCAUUGUCGUCUAUAUCCGCCCAGGAACUUUGGGAGCAGUCGGGGCGUCUAAAAGAGGGCUCUGAAGUCUUUCGCUUUCAUGAUCGGAAGGAAUCCCGCUUUCUCCUUGCUCCCACCCAUGAAGAGGAAAUCACCACCUUGGUGGGUCACCUCACUAAAUCCUACCGAGACUUGCCGGUGCGAGUGUACCAAAUAUCAAGGAAAUACAGAGAUGAGCAACGGCCCAGGCAAGGUCUUCUUCGAGGGCGCGAGUUCAUCAUGAAGGACCUCUACACCUUCGACUACAAUGUCGAGAAUGCCCUGAAGACCUACGUGUCAGUAAAGACUGCUUACACCGAGCUCUUCAAUGAACUCAAGAUUCCUUAUCUGGUUGCUGCGGCGGACUCGGGAAAUAUGGGCGGCAGUCUAAGUCACGAGUUCCAUUUUGCCAGCUCCAAGGGCGAGGACACGGUUAUCAGCUGCUCCAGCUGCGAUAGUGUCUACAACGAAGAGCUCGCAGACGGGAAGGCUCACAGCGUUGAUGACCAGCAACUUCCAGCUAGCCACGCAGCCGGUUUUGAUACUGGAGAAGUGUCCGGUGAAUCGGCAAAGGCGGUUUCCAUUGGUCUGUGGAUGGCCAUAUCACAAGACAAGAACGCACUGCUGCGGUGCUGGUACCCACAGUAUACCCUGAAGGAUCCUAGUCAACCGCCCGCCGAACGGGAAGUUAACUCCCAUGCAGUCAAGUCCAUAGCCAAGGCAGCCGGCAUAGAGCUCGAUAUCAGCAUUGAGAACCCUCUGAAACAGUGGGCCACUCAUCUCAAGUCAGACGAGGCUUCGGGUCAACGGCCCCGCGUGGUGGAUGUGUAUGACUCACAUGUGCGGGCAUACAAACGGCCGCCAUUGACAGACACCCUAGACGACGUCAGCUGCGCGGUGGAGGAUAUCGACUUCUCCAAACUGGACCGCUUUCCAGGGACCAACAACUACCUCAACCUGGUGAGAGUGCACGAGGGCGACCAGUGCUCCAAAUGCGGCCAAGGCUUAACAAAGACACACAAGGCCACCGAGCUUGGUCACACUUUCCAUCUUGGCACGCGGUACAGUGAAGUCCUACAAGCCUCUGUGGUGGUCGACCAAGCCCACCUCGACAAAGCGGACCGCUCGUCACUCUCUUCAAAGGAUCAAAUCGUCCCCAUGCAGAUGGGCUGUCACGGUAUCGGUGUCUCGCGCAUGAUUAGCGCAGUCGCGGACAGCCUUGCAGAUUCGAAAGGGCUCAACUGGCCCCGCGCUAUCGCUCCGUACGAAGUCAUUGUGGUCCCUGGCAAAGGAUUAGAAGAGGAAGCGGAGAGAAUAUACGACGUGCUGACCUCAGAGCCCACAGCUGCGCUGGACGUGAUUCUCGAUGACCGUGACAAGCAAAUGGGCUGGAAGCUAGGCGAUGCCGACCUAAUCGGAUACCCCGUGAUCGUUGUCGUCGGCAAGGGGUGGAAGAAGCAACGCACACUGGAAGUGCAGUGUCGUCGACUCGACGUCCGCGAGGAUGUGGCAUUUGAGGCUCUGCCGGAGUUUGUGCGUUCCUUGCUUGACAAGCUGUAAGCCUCG
Messenger RNA from Aspergillus ibericus CBS 121593, 1997 nucleotides. Its product is annotated as putative proline--tRNA ligase AIM10. The transcript is spliced from 7 exons. NCBI's taxonomy places the organism in Eukaryota, Fungi, Ascomycota, Eurotiomycetes, Eurotiales, Aspergillaceae. Bases 84 to 1991 code for a protein of 635 amino acids. Gene Ontology annotation, biological process: prolyl-tRNA aminoacylation. Gene Ontology annotation, molecular function: proline-tRNA ligase activity; ATP binding. The record is from RefSeq and is a predicted model, not a curated record. Gene Ontology annotation, cellular component: mitochondrion; cytoplasm.